AUGAUUUCAUUUUGCUUCGGCGAGGACCCCAUGGUGGUGACGGCACAUGGGUCAGACCCGCCAGGGAGGGCGGGGCUGGGGGCCCGGCCUUGUCUGAGCACGCGCGGCUCCAGGGUGCAUGUUCACAUCAACCUCACCCUGCGCGCUUCCCGCCGCCUCCCCCAGACCCGCCUGAGGCCCGUGGCCCUGAGCCUCUCGCGUCCUCGGCCCCCUUUCUGUUACAUCAGCGGAGUUGGAGAGGCUUUAUUAGAAGAGGCAGGGCAGCCACCUGAUCUGGGCUGCGGGCCCCGUCCCUGUCUGGACGCAUCAGCGCCAACGCGCAGGGUGGACAGAAGCGUGUGUGAGACGCUUGCUGCGCGUCUGUGGGCUCUCGCUCCAUCGGCCAGGAUUUACCGGCAGCCUCCUUUUGAUCAAAAUCAUAAGGUCCUCACCCGUCAUCUGCAGGCUUGA
This is a messenger RNA of Rangifer tarandus platyrhynchus (Svalbard reindeer), 450 nucleotides long. The record is from the annotation of a GenBank genome assembly. Lineage: Eukaryota; Metazoa; Chordata; Mammalia; Artiodactyla; Cervidae.